ACACAACAUUAGCACCCCAUAAGUGCGGCAGAAUUUGCCUAGCGUGCGAGCAAACGCUUGCAUUGAUAAACAUGGAGCAUGCCACCAACAGAAGUAGCAGCCGCAGCAGCAGCAGCAGGGAAUAGCCAUCGCACGAAUCGCGAAUUGUGCAUGCAGAGAAGCAGGCGCUCAGUCGUCUCUUCUACUCCAUCUUCUUUUGUCUGACUCUGACCGACGACUUUGCCGCAUGGCUGACGGCCACUGGACAACUGAAUAUAGCAAUGAAUGAUUUACGUCAGCAGCAGAUGGUAGCAGCGACAUCGUCAUCAGGAUCGGGAACAGGAACAGUAACAGUAACAGGAACCGGAAUACCAGCAUCAAUUGAAUCAGCACCAGCAUCCUCAACAGCAGGAGCAACCACGACCACGGAGCAACGCGUCACUAGCAAUUCAAAUAUAAAAUCCGGAGGAGCCACUGAGAGCACCACGAACAGUAGCGAAGAGGAGCAGCGGGUCAGCUCCACGUCAUCCCCGGCACAGCGAGAGCAGCAACUGAAUGCGGAUCACGAGCCGGACCAGGACCAGGGUCAGGACCAGGAGCAGGAGCAGGAGCAACACCAGCAGCGGCAGGAGGCACUGCAUCGACGGCGUCAUCAUCAGCCCGGGCAUAUAACUAGUACUACAGCGUCGCCGCCGCCACAGCCGCAGCCACCGUCGACGCAUCCGCAUCCGCUAUCACUGGCUACGUCUCGCGACGAUGCUCCAGGCACCACUGGAGUCACAGCAUCAGCGUCAGCAGCCCCAUCAGCAAGCACAACAGCAACAGAAGCCGCAUCGUCCGCGGCCGGAGGAGGAGGACCGGCGAUGGCUGCCACGGCGAUCGACGUAAAGGGCGAGGAGCGGGACGGACACAAGAUCAUCUUGAAGCUUUCGAAGCACGUCGCAGCCGCUCCCAACUCAAAUCUAAAUGAAUCUCAGCCCGGUGGCGACGAGAGGCGCGUCGAGCCACUGCGUAUUCAGCUGUCCAGCGACGGAGGCGUGGCCAAGCCGCAGGACGCCUCCGAUGCGGACGCCUCGUCGUGUUCGUCGUCCUGCGCCGAGGACGAGGUGGCCAGCAGCCUGGCCCAGCAUCCACGGAGCACCCCGCACAUAGUGCCAAAGCUGACCAUCCGUGCCGCCAACGAGGAGCGAGUGGGCAGCGUGGUGCCCAAGCUGACCAUUAAGUUGCCCGAGAAUCCCGCCGCCUCUGGAUCCAAUUCGGGAUCAGGAGCUGGAUCGGCGACAGCAGCUCUGCCGUCUAAGAACGACGCCCAUCUGUCCAGCCUAUCGCCCGCCUCUGCCUCCUCCUCUUCGGCCUCCUCAUCAUCCUCGUCGUCGUCGUCGUCUUCGCUCGCCGAGAUGCAGACGGUGCCCAAGCUAAUGAUCAAGACAACGCUGUCCGGAAGCAGCUGCAUCACCAGCAGCAGCGAAGAGCAUCCCCACCAGCAGCAGAUACCAAAGUUAACAAUCAAAACGGGCGGCGGCGGUGGCGGCGGUGGGGGGCAGGAGCAGCAGCACAUGCACACCGUGAUCAUGAAGCACGACCUGAGCAACGCCCAGAGCAUACCCAAGCUGACCAUCAAGACCAAGUCCAUCGAUCUGACCGAGGACGAUGCGUCCGGCAAGCCCCUGGAACAGCUCCAGCCCCUGCCCAAGCUCACCAUCAAGAAUCUGUGCUCGCCCAAGCACAAGGUGCGCGCCGUGCUCGAGGAGAAGCUGCCCUCCGCCGCCUCCAAGCUGGCUACGGCCGCGCCCACGCCCGCCCCGGCCCUAAUCACCAACGGCAUGGAGUCGAAUAGCAGCAGCCAGGAAUUCUGCGGCUUCUCCGACCUGGACGCCGACCAGGCAGCGGCGGCGGCGGCGGCGGCGGACGAGGGGCGUCGCAACUCGGACGACAUGGACAUCGAUGAGUCGCUGUCGAAGGAGCACGACCCGCAGAUGUUCCACCGAUCAGAUCUGCCGCCCAGCAACGGAAUCGCCGGUAGUGCCGCGAGUAAAGCCAGCAAGGCUGGAAAACAACCGAAUCCUGUCCAGCUGCCGGCGGCGCAGCACAACGUUGUGGAAAUGGUGGACCUUACGUCGUCCCCGUCGCCGGGCUCCUCGCCGGCCCACGUCACGAAUAACUUCUCCGGUCGGAUUUCGCCGGCCCAAUCCCGGCCAGCCAAUCUCAUCGAUUGCCUGCGGAUGAAGGCCGACGGCGGCGUUGGAGCCUCCUCCUCGCCCAACUCGACCAUACUUCUCAGUCAGCUAACCGCCCCGCCCAAGAGCUUCGCCACGGCCUCGCCGAAGAGCAACUCCAGCCGGUAUCCGCAGCUGACGGAACGGUUGCUGGCCAACGGUGGCGGUGGAGCUGGCGCUGCAGCAGCGGAAGCGGUGGCAACCUCGGAGGGCGAUUCUAUUGGCGCCCCCAUCGAGAUACUGGACACGCCGGAAGGUAGUCCCCACAUCACGUACAUGGAGGACGAGCAUCUGGACAGCCAGGUCCUCAACAACCACCAUCCGGUCAACCGCAAGGACCAGCAGCCCGAGGACGACCUCCAGGAGGUGGACAACAAUAACGAGAACCACCUGAAACGGACCAGCAGUGCGGGCAACGAAUCUCCCAGCAGUGGCGUUCCGCCCAACAAGCAGCGGCGGAUGGAUAACGACGAGAACGACCAGCCCAUGCAGAACUGCCACGAUCCGGUCAAGAAAUCCAAUGUGGAGCUCUCGACGCCACCACACUCGCAUCGGUCGCGGAAACAGAAGCACGAGCGCAUCCUCAACACGGAGAUGGAGGAUCCCAUCUUCCCGUCAACUCAACAGCCGCCGGUGGCUCUGCCGGAGCAGAACGGAACGGUGGCCACGUAUCCGGAGCACGAUAUUGGCGAGGCCAAGGCGCAGGAUCCCAUGGAUCUGGCGAGCAGUCAGCUCUCGCAGGCACCAACACCGGCCAGCACCGGAAAGCGGAGGGGCCGGCCGAAGCGGGUCCAGAAUCAGAGCGUCAUCGAACCCGCCAACUUGCCCAACCAGUACACGCCCACGGACACGCCGCAGGAGGUGAAGUCGCGGCGGGUGCAGUUGCUGCGCAAGCGCCUGGCCAUCGACAUGGUCAGCCAGGAUCAGCUGCCGGAUGCGGCGUCAGUGGUCGGUGCUGGCGUGGGGGAGCCGAACGCUAUCGCGGAGGAUGAGCCGGCUGGGAUUGUGGAGACACCGACGCGCCGCGACCGCCAACUGAGAGCGUCGCGGCGCACCGUGACGCCCAGCCAGCAGGCCACCCCAAAGGCCACCAGGAAGCGCCAGAGCAAAGCCAAUGCCCAGGCCAGCCAGCUGCCUCCGCCGCCGCCGCCACCCAUGCUCGUCAACUUCGGUGGCUCCGAUGCCGAGUCCAACAACAACAACAACAGUACCAGCAUCUUCGCAUUGGCGGCACAAAUCGAUCUGACCAUGUGCUCGUCCAGCUCGUCGACGUCUUCGGGCGCUCCGGGGGCCCAUCAGACGGCCAGCGGAAUCAGUGGCAGUGGGAGCAGCUCCAUGCUGCCGCCCACGACGAUUCUGUCGUCCUCGGACCGCCUCAAGGACGUUAUUUUCCAGCCAAACGACUUCUCCUCCAUCAUGGCCACCCAGCAGCUGCGCUCGCCCCGCCCCUCCAGCACCAGCGGCGGGAGUGCCGGUGGCAGCCAAGCGGAUUCCCAUGAGGAGGACAACUACAACAGUGCCCUGGACAACUCUGGAGAUGAAUCUGUGUCCACGAUGCCGGUGCUCUCCACACCGACUCCCACACGGGGUCGCGGACGUGGCCGAGGCUCCAGGGGCGGCAGCCGGGGCAGCAAUAACGGGUCUUCCUCGUCAAACCGAGGCGGUGGUAGUGGCGGUGCCGGCCUCUCCUCCACAAACUCCCAGCCGAGGGCCCCGCGGAUGAGUCGAGGAGCCAGCGCCGUGGCGAAGGCCAUUGCCAUGAGCCGGCCGCGCUGCGUGGGCGGUCUGAAGCACACGCCCGAUCCGGAACGGCUCAAAGGACUCUUCAGCCCAUCGCCGCAAGUGUUCGAGGAGGACACGCGCAUGAGCGCGGAUCUUAGCAACAGCAUGCAGUCGAUGAGCAGCCUUAUGGAACCUCCUCUAACGCCACAGAAGCAACCCGAUUUCCUCAAUAAUGAGGAGUCACAGUCGUCCAUGGUGAGCAAUGCCAGCCUGUUGGACUCCAACCAGGGCCAGUCUGUGGACACCAUCAUUAGCUCAUCGCAAAAACGUCCAAAGAAAAAGAAAAUGGAGAUCUGUGUGGCCGAAGAUACCGACUACAGUGCCUCCAGCAUUGCCGAGUACGACUGGCCGCCACCCAAGGGCUGCUGUCCGUCGAAGAAUCGUGACACGUUCAUGAUUCAGGAGCAGGUGGCCCUCUAUCUCGGCAUAACCAGCUUUAAGCGCAAGUAUCCUGAUCUGCCGCGGCGUGCCGUCGAUAUGGAGGAGCGCAACUGGCUGCAGGAGAAGGGGCUGGUCAGCGAGAAGAUGUGCGAUCUGGGCAUCACGGCCGUCUGGGCGUCGGACAUCCUGGACAUCAUGUAUGCUGACUUCUAUGACAAGUACGAGGAGUACAAGGAGUACAUCCGAUUGAAGCACCUGCGCGAAAUCGAGGCCAAGCAGAAGGCGCUGGGCCUGACCGUGGGCGCCUCUCGAGGCCUGCAAGCCCGCGACCGAGCCAUGCUUUCGGCCAGCAAAUGGAAUGUCUACUUCAACAAAACCCGCAAAGAGGAACGCCUGGCCUGCCUGGACUUGCAGACGUUCACCAUGAAUCAGCCGCAGCAUAGGACGGCGCCCCUCUGCACUCGCCUCCAGCGCUCCAUAUCGAACUAUGUGCGGGCGGCGGCCGAGGCGGAGAACAUGGAGGCUCCACCGACUCUUGUUUCGCCCCGCGUCUACGACCAGGCCUUCCGAAGCUCGGACUACGCGUAUCCUCUGACCGUGGUCCCGGACCAGUUCUCCUUCGCCUACAGAGUUUUCAAGCCCGCCGAGCUCAGAGCCUACCCGUUGGACACAGCGCUGGACCUGCCGUCGACUGAUCAGGAGGCAGAGCUGCAACAGCGCAUCAGCCCGGAGUCCAGCGGCGAUGAGGCGACUGUGUCCAAGGAGCCAGAAGUCGCGACAGCUAAGACCCAGGCGCCGGUGCCGGUUCGCCGCAGCAGGAGAGCGCUCCGCCAGCAGUCGGACAAGACGCGUAGCGCCAGCAAUGGCAGUACUUCCUCCGCAGCAUCAGUUUCAUCCGCCUCCAGCGGCAAUGCCAGCAGCAGUGAUACGGAUAGCGGCGAUGACAGCGACUGCAGUAGCUCCUCCACGAGCAGUUGCAACUCUCUGGGUGCCUCGAGCAGUGCUGCCAGCGACGAUGAAGCCGGACGCGCCUCCUCCCAAGCCAGCAGGCUUCUUAACUGCGGGGUCUGUCUGCGCAGCCAGCAUCGCAAUGCCAGGGACAUGCCCGAGGCCUUCAUUCGCUGCUACAGCUGCCGACGGCGAGUUCAUCCAAGCUGUAUCGAUAUGCCGCAGCGCAUGGUGGGACGUGUGCGAAACUACAACUGGCAGUGUGCCGGAUGCAAGUGCUGCAUCAAGUGCCGGAGCAACCAAAGGCCUGGCAAGAUGCUCUUCUGUGAGCAGUGCGACCGAGGCUAUCACAUCUACUGCCUGGGGCUGAGGACGGUGCCAGAUGGUCGCUGGAGCUGCGAACGGUGUUGCGUGUGCAUGCGAUGCGGAGCUACACGUCCCGAGGGCUUGUCCCAAGUUGGAGCAGCGUCGCCGGGUGGGGAGCGCGGAAAGAACUCGCCGCGCGGCAAGCGAGCCAAGUGGGUGCACGAAUACCGCACCGACCAUGUCACCAAAUUGCGCGAGCACUCCGCCAUGUUCUGUGCCCCGUGCGCGAAAACCAAGGCCGCCAACGCCCAGGCGGCUGCACUGGCAGCAGCCGAGUCCUCCUUGCCGGCGAGCAGGGACUCCAGUCCGGCACCAUUGUCUGUCCCUGACCCGAGUCCCAGUCCGACGCUCAAUGGCGGUCCCGAUCUGUCGCCGGGGGAGGCUCCAAGUCCCAAGUUGGCGGCGGUAAGCAGUGCAUCGCCGCCCGUUAUGCUGGAGGUGGUGCCGACAUCGAUGAGUCCUUUGCCGUCAACGGUCGCAACGAUAAGUCGAAGGCCACAGGGCACGCCAGUCACCAUUAGUACGAUGCAGUGCAGCAGCAGCUUAAGCCGAAACGGAACUGAAGAGUCUACAGCAUCUACAGCAACGACAACGACAACCAUUUCGGCAACAACGACAGCAGUAGCGGGAGCAGGAGCAGCAGCAACAGCACCACCAAGCACUGCCGCGUCCGGAGGAGCAUCGCCUGCCACGUCCACGACGCCAAUCGGCAUAGCACCGCCGCCGGUUGUUGCCUGAGUGGGGGUUAUACGUUAUUGUGCCAAACGCACAUUAACGGACUUAUAGUAAGCGCCGGACGCGGCUCCCACCCACACACCCACAUGCAUAUAUAUAUAUAUAUAUAUGUAUACAAAUGCAUAGUAUUAAUAAUGGCAACCAGGAAGAGAGAUGGAUAGAGAAGAGGAACCUGACAAAAGGGAACUAUCUAAGCUAUAAUUUUUUUUUACUUUAUUGUCAGUACCAGGUAUUGCGAUAAGCAUAUAUACCAAUUAUAGUUAUGUUACUUAACUUACACACACAUACACACAUCUAACACACACACACACAUGACAAGCACACAACCAGAGGGGAGCAUAUUAAUUUUAAUCCUUUUUUGUCAAAUUUUUGAAUCAACUAGCACUUAAGUCAUAAUGUAUUAAGUUUUUAUUUACGCACCUUAGUCUAUAUUAGUUGAGUUGUUAAUGCUAAUCUAACCGAUACUAGCAUCAAAUCCUUGUCCUUUGUGUCCCUCAUCCACAUCCCUGUUUCACGUUACACAUUUUUUUUUUAUAUAUUUUCUAUUUUUUUUGUAUUUGUACUUUUUUUUGUAACCAAAUAGUGCGUUAUGAUUAAGUUUAAAGAUGUCGUUUAGUCUCAGCCUUUAAUAAUCCCCCCUAACCUCUGUACUAUAUCUAUUAUAUAUAUAUAUAUACAUUAUUUACGUUUCUAUAUAUACAAGAAUAAGCGAAGCGAAA
Molecule: messenger RNA, 7126 nt
Organism: Drosophila bipectinata
Lineage: Eukaryota; Metazoa; Arthropoda; Insecta; Diptera; Drosophilidae
Gene: e(y)3
Product: enhancer of yellow 3
Source: RefSeq, a predicted model, not a curated record